Molecule: messenger RNA, 842 nt
Organism: Limulus polyphemus (Atlantic horseshoe crab)
Lineage: Eukaryota; Metazoa; Arthropoda; Merostomata; Xiphosura; Limulidae
Product: striatin-like
Exons: 5
Coding region: 41-772 (243 amino acids)
Source: RefSeq, a predicted model, not a curated record
CUGUAACUAGGUAAUCCCCUCAAACAACAAAACGCCUAGGAUGGAUGAUUUGAUGAUGGAAGAUGCAGAAACUGAAGAAGUUUUAUCAGAAUUCAGUUUCUUGGGACCAAACUCUGUCAAUGGUUCAGGAGUAGCUAGGAGUCAGGGGGAAAUUGUAGAGUGGGGGGAGAGGUCAGAGGGUAGCUGCAAGGAAGAAUGGGGCACAAACCCCCAAGCCAUCUCUAAAAUGAUGGAAGAAUUUCGAAGGGAGAGGAACAGGAAAGGUACCUCCCAGAGGCCCACGAGGUCCGCUUUGCAAGCCAUGUUAGCCACUUUAUCAAGUGAUAGCAAUGAGGAAAACAGCCUGUCACCCGUACUCAGUGGUAGCUCAUCCUUUACACCGUCAUCAUCCGCCAUGUUGUUACCUGUUCCAGCACAUGCUGGCACAGAGGUCUCCUCCAAUAUUCUCAAUGGAGACAACGGGUUAGGGGAGGGGUUGCGCUCGCUUGCCAACUAUAAUCCAAUUCUUGGGUUCGAGACUGCUCUUAACAGCACUCUUCCACAAGAGGUGGAUAACAAUGGUAUGCAAGGGGGAUCAUUGGCUUUUGGGGCUAGUUCGAGGUGCCUUCUCAUGAGUUCGGAAGGUAACGAUGAGAGCAUGGACACGGGAUUAGGACUUGGUGAAUUAGCAGGAAUAACAGUCAGCAAUGAGGCUGAAUCUAAUUAUGAUAUUUCAGCAAGUAAAGAAGUUUUUAGGAAAACUUGGAAUGCAAAAUACACACUUCGAAGGUAAGUGGAAGAAACUGAAACAAUUAUUGCACUUUAGUUUCCAGUGAAGCUUAUAUAUGUCAUAUAAGGUUAUC